Molecule: messenger RNA, 398 nt
Organism: Amphimedon queenslandica
Lineage: Eukaryota; Metazoa; Porifera; Demospongiae; Haplosclerida; Niphatidae
Product: ATPase family AAA domain-containing protein 2-like
Exons: 2
Biological process (GO): nucleosome assembly; nucleosome disassembly; transcription initiation-coupled chromatin remodeling
Cellular component (GO): nucleus
Molecular function (GO): histone binding; ATP binding; ATP hydrolysis activity
Source: RefSeq, a predicted model, not a curated record
GUUGUGGUAAGACACUAGUGGCUAGAGCAUUAGCUAACGAGUGCUCCAAGGAAGGACGUAAGGUGGCCUUCUUCAUGAGAAAAGGAGCCGACUGCCUGAGCAAAUGGGUUGGAGAGAGUGAAAGACAACUGAGACUCCUUUUUGAUCAAGCUUAUCAAAUGCGUCCAUCCAUCAUAUUCUUUGAUGAAAUUGAUGGAUUGGCUCCAGUUCGAUCCACAAGACAAGACCAGAUCCACUCCUCCAUUGUCUCCACUCUCCUUGCUCUCAUGGACGGGCUGGACAGUCGUGGGGAGAUAGUUGUUAUAGGAGCGACCAAUCGGAUUGAUGCUAUAGACCCAGCACUGAGGAGGCCAGGACGAUUUGACAGAGAGUUCAGGUUCCCACUACCAUCAAGAGAA